GAGCUGAUAAAAAGGGAUGAAGGAAGAAAUACAGGCAGAUCCGCUGACACGGAGGGAGGAAGACGCUUUCUGAGGAACCACUAUAAACAGACAGAGACAUGCCUGAGCCCCAGAAGCCAGCAGCCGAGGGCGAUAAGGCUGCAGCAGCCCCUGCUGAAACGAAGGAGAAGCCAGCAGAGGAGGAGGAUGUCCGGCCCGCCGUAGCGAACAAUGAGCCUAGGGACGAGUUGCCCGCUGACGAGCCGGUACCGGGGGAGGCUCCUCAGAUGGCCGAGCUGACCGGCCUGUUUGUGUUGAAGCCGGAGAGCGUCACAGCAACAAAAGGCAAGGACAUCACGUUUGUGACUAAAGUGGACUCCACAAACUUAUUAAGGAAGCCGAACAUGAAAUGGCUGAAGGGGAAGUGGCUUGACCUUGGCAGCAAAGCCGGAAAGCACCUGCAGUUUAAAGAGACCUAUGACAGGAACACCAAGAUCUACACUUACGAGAUGAGCAUCAUCAAAGUAGUGGAUGGGGACGCAGGUGGCUACCGCUGCGAGGUCACCUCCAAAGACAAGUGCGACAGCUGCACAUUCGACAUCUCCGUGCAGGCUGUGGAAGAGGAGCAGCAGGACAACAUCUUGGAGGCGUUUAAGCGAUCCGGAGAUGCAGAUGAGGAUGCCGGUGAUCUUGACUUCAGCGCGCUGCUCAAGAAAAGGCAGAAGAAGAAACAGGCCCCCAAAGAGGAAGUGGAUGUUUGGGAAAUCCUAAAGGGGGCCAACCCCUGUGACUACGAGAAGAUCGCCUUCCAGUAUGGCAUCACGGACCUGAGGGGCAUGCUGAAGAGGCUGAAGAAGAUGAAGAUGGAGUCCAAGAAGAGUGACGGAGCUUUCCUCAGGAAGCUGGAUUCGGCCUACUCAGUGGACAAGGGCAAGACGAUCCAGCUCACCGUGGAGGUGGCCGACCCCGACGCUCCGGUCACGUGGCUGAAGAAUGGACAGGAGAUCAAACCAUCAGCCAAGUAUGUGUUCGAGAGCGUGGGCAACAAGCGGACGCUCACUAUCAACAAGUGCAACCUUUCGGAUGACGCAGCGUACGAGUGCGUGGUCGGGGAGGAGAAGAGCUUCACGGAGGUUUUCGUCAAAGAGCCGCCGAUCACCAUCACCAAGCCGCUGGACGACGUCCUCACCGUGGUCGGUGAGAAGGUGGAGUUUGAGGUGGAAGUUUCAGAGGAAGGCGCCAACGUGAAAUGGAUGAAAGAUGGGGUUGAGUUGACCAGAGAGACUGCAGGUUCAAAGUACAGGAUUAAGAAAGCUGGGAAGAAGCACAUUUUGAUCAUAAAUGAAGCCACCAAGGAGGAUAUCGGGAUGUACUACGCCUUCACCAAUGGUGGGGAGUCGAAGGCAGAGCUGGAGGUUGAAGAUAAGGAGCUGCAGGUUCUGCAGAGCAUUGCCGACCUGACAGUGAAGUCUGCCGAACAGGCUGUGUUCAAGUGCGAGGUGUCCGACGAAAAAGUGACGGGGAAGUGGUUCAAGGACGGCGUCGAAGUCCAGCCCAGCGAUCGCAUCAAAAUAACGCACAUCGGAAGGACCCACAAGCUGACAAUUGAUGACGUGAAGUCUUCGGACGCCGGAGAUUACACUUUCGUCCCCGACGGCUACGCGCUGUCUCUCUCCGCAAAACUCAACUUCCUGGAGAUCAAGAUUGAAUACGUUCCCCGACAAGAUCCGCCCAAAAUCCACCUGGACACCAGCGGCACCGGCAACAAGAACACGAUCACCGUGGUGGCCGGGAACAAACUUCGCCUCGACGUGGAGAUCACGGGGGAGCCGGCCCCGACCGUGUGCUGGAUGAAGGGAGACAAGGUGGUGGCUGAGGCCGAGGGACGGGUCCGCGUGGAGACCAGGAAGACCCUGAGCAGCUUUGUCAUAGAGGGGGCGGAGAGAGGCGACGAGGGCCUUUACCACAUCGCCGUGAAUAAUCCUGCCGGAGAAGACAAGGCGGACCUCUUCAUCAGGGUCGUGGAUGUGCCCAAUCCCCCCGAGAAUGUCAAAUGCUCGUCAGUUGGCGAGGACUGUGCCACGAUCGCAUGGGACCCUCCCGCGUUUGACGGCGGAGUUCCCAUUAAAGGGUACCUGAUGGAGAAGAAGAAGGUUGGCUCGGCCAGAUGGACCAAGCUCAACUUUGACGUUUACGAGUCCACCACGUAUGAGGCCAAGAAGAUGAUCGAAGGCGUGCGUUACGAGAUGAGGGUGUUCGCAGUCAACGGCAUCGGCGUCUCUCAGCCCAGUGCGAACUCAGAGCCCUUCAUGCCCAUCGCCGCCACCAGCGAGCCCACCCGUCUCGUGGUGGACGAUGUGACAGACACUACCUGUGCACUCAAGUGGCUUCCUCCGGAGAAAAUCGGAGCGGGCGGCAUCGACGGUUACAUCAUCGAGUACUGCAAAGAAGGAGGGGACCAGUGGGUGCAGGCUAAUGCGGCGCCAGUGGCAAAGAACCAGUACAGGGUGAAGGACCUCCCAGUCGGGGAGAAGAUGCUGUUCAGAGUGGUGGCCGUCAACGUCGCGGGCCGCAGCCCGCCCGCCACGACCGCCCAGGCCGUCACUAUCAGAGAGAUCAUGGAGACUCCAAAGAUCCGCCUGCCGCGCCAACUGAGAACCAAACUCAUCAGGGUUGUGGGCGAGAAGCUGAACCUGGUCAUCCCCUUCCAGGGUAAACCUCGCCCCGUCGUGACCUGGUUCAAAGACGGCGCUCCCCUGGACGGCAAGACGAUAGGAACCCGUACCAGUGAGGUGGACUCCAUCCUCUUCAUCCGCUCGGCGGAGAGGGACCACUCGGGAAAGUACACACUGUCCGUUCAGAUUGAGAACGUGUCGGACAGCGCUGACAUUUACAUUCAGAUUGUAGAUAAGCCCGGCCCUCCCAUCGCUGUGCACGUCACAGACGUCUGGGGCUUCAACGCCGCGCUGGAGUGGAAGCCGCCGAAAGACGACGGCAACUGCGACAUUAUCGGCUACACCAUUCAGAAGGCCGACAUGAAGACUAAGGAUUGGUUCACGGUCUACGAGCACAACCGUAGGCCCGGCUGCACCGUGUCUGACCUGGUCAUGGGGAACGAGUAUUCCUUCCGAGUGUUCAGCGAAAACAUCUGCGGCCACAGCGACGAGCCCGGCGUCAGCAAGAACAACGCCGUCGUUACCAAGACAGGUUUGGCCUACAAACCUCCUCCCUUCAAAGAGAAGGACAUGACCAGAUCCCCCAAGUUCACGGCGCCCCUGGUGAACAGAACUGUGGUGGCGGGCUACGCCGCCGCCAUCAGCUGUGCCGUCCGCGGCUUCCCCAAGCCAAAGAUCAUUUGGAUGAAGAACAACAUGAUCAUCGGUGAGGACCCCAAGUUCCUGAUGCAGAACAACCAGGGCGUGUUGACGCUGAAUAUCCGCAAGCCGAGCAUGUUCGACGGGGGCCGGUACUCCUGCAGGGCCAUCAACGACCUCGGGCAGGACGAGGUGGAGUGCAAGCUGGAGGUUCGAGUUGUAAAAGAGAAAGGAGAGGAGGCGAAGAAAUGAGCGACCGCACGAAACAAGCGGAGGAUACAGUCGAACAGGAAUAGUAAUGGAUUAUGUAUAGUCAUGAAUAAAUAUGAUUGGAAUAGAUCACUGGUGAGGCUUAAAGCCAAUCCCCCCCUCCCAUAUGCUUGCCUUUCACCACUGCUAUAAGGAAUGCCACAUCAGUAAUACGCCAUAAAUUCUGAGUUCUUACAGCAAGCCGCCACCUUGUCACUUCCUGACUGAGAGAUGCCACAGAAUAGUGUAGUAGCGCGGCCCCCCCCCCCCCGCUGUGACCACACACACAGGAUGGAUCCUUCUUAUCUGUGAAGUGGACCUGUCACUGAGCACACUUAUAAAACCGCCUUUCAUCCA
Molecule: messenger RNA, 3899 nt
Organism: Scophthalmus maximus (turbot)
Lineage: Eukaryota; Metazoa; Chordata; Actinopteri; Pleuronectiformes; Scophthalmidae
Gene: mybpc2a
Product: myosin binding protein Ca
Exons: 33
Coding region: 99-3545 (1148 amino acids)
Molecular function (GO): protein binding
Source: RefSeq, a predicted model, not a curated record